Chelonus insularis is the source of this 5440-nucleotide messenger RNA. It is a transcript of the gene Rrp6, whose product is annotated as exosome component Rrp6. Gene Ontology annotation, molecular function: lipase activity; single-stranded RNA binding; 3'-5'-RNA exonuclease activity. The record is from RefSeq and is a predicted model, not a curated record. Gene Ontology annotation, cellular component: nuclear exosome (RNase complex); nucleolus. Bases 474 to 5399 code for a protein of 1641 amino acids. Gene Ontology annotation, biological process: nuclear polyadenylation-dependent snRNA catabolic process; nuclear polyadenylation-dependent snoRNA catabolic process; TRAMP-dependent tRNA surveillance pathway. NCBI's taxonomy places the organism in Eukaryota, Metazoa, Arthropoda, Insecta, Hymenoptera, Braconidae. The transcript is spliced from 15 exons.
GACUAAACUCUUCGAUACAUGUGCUUGUGUCGUAGCUAUAAUUUUUAAUAAUUCAGAAAAAAAAUAAUUAUUCAAAAAUGAUAAACUUUAGUAUGAGUUUCACCACGUUUAAUUACAAUCAAGUAGAUUUGCCAACUACUGCAGAUUUGUUUACAUUUAUAAAUCUGUGAUGGUUGGCAAGCUUACAAUUAAAUGCAGUGAACUUACCUUUAGUGUAUUGUUAAUCAUGGGAAUAAAACAGGACAUUUUUUAUCUGGAUGUAUUAUUGCUACCCGAGUCCUAAACCCACCUAGCCAUUUUCUGCUAUUUACCUUGUUAGCCGGAUCAAAAGCAAUUUUAGAUUCAUCUUGUGUGUAUCUGGAAUGGUCAGCCAUUUUUCUCUGUCAAUAAGGUAGAUUGCUUUAUCGAUCGGGCAAAGAUGAGAUUUUUUUAUUGUGCUAGUUAACCUCCAGUAGCUGACAUUUAUUUAUAAAAUGGAUAAAUACGAUAGUAAAAAUAACGAUUUAAAUUCAAACAGUGCAAUAAAUGAGCCAAGUACCUCACAAGAUGAGACACAAAACAUUAUUCCUGGCUUUAAAACUGUAGAUGAAUUUAUUAAGACUAGCUUUUCUACCAUUCAGAAUGGUAUUAAAAGUGCAAAUAGUUUACCUAACGGCGAUAAUUUUAAAUAUUAUUGCUGUUUUCCUAAAUUUAAUGAAGUACGAAACAAUGGAAUAAACAAAAUUGAGCAUUUAAUGCAAUUGAUUGUCCAAUAUACUGGAGCUGCAGGGAGUAUGAGAGGACGAGAUACUGAAGAAAAAUUUAAAUUAUUAGUUGAUGCAAAUGAUAUACUAUUAGAUAAGACAAGUGUCUUCCUAGAUGAAGAGGCAGGAAUUCAUCGCAGUUCGGGAGUCGAAUUGAUAGUAUCUCAAACAGAAAAAAGUAAUUGUGGCUCUUGGAAUACAUCAGCAUCUAAUCAAAACAUGAAACAACCUCAAGUAGCAAAAAGUGCUCAAGCAAUAAGAUUAUUAGGAGGUAAAAAUAUUCAUAGGCCUCAGUUAUCGUUUAAAGAUAAAAUUGACAAUAGUACAAAACCUUGGGUGCCAAGAAUAAAAGAAAAACCUAAUGCCAUUAAACCUUUAGGAAUUUACUUAAUUGACGGAGAAAAUGGUCAAGUAUUUUGUCAUCCUUAUGAAUUUGAAUUAGAUAAAUUCACACCGCCAGAUAGGCAAUUAAAAAGACAAGAUAUUUUGCAUUUCAAACCUUUAGAAACAACACCUUUAAUUUUAGUAGAGAAAUUAGAAGACUUACAUAAAAUGAUGGAUGAUUUAAAAAACUAUGAUGAAAUGGCUGUUGAUUUAGAACACCACUCUUACCGCACAUUUCUAGGAAUUACUUGUUUAAUGCAAAUAUCAACAAAAGAUACUGAUUAUUUAAUUGAUACUUUGAGUUUAAGGUCUGAAUUACAUAUAUUAAAUGAAAUAUUUACAGAUCCAACCAUAUUAAAAGUAUUCCAUGGAGCUGAUAGUGAUAUUCUAUGGCUUCAACGAGAUCUUUCUCUUUAUAUUGUUAAUAUGUUUGAUACUCAUCAAGCAGCUAAACGUUUAAAUCUACCUUACUUGAGUUUAUCAUAUUUAUUAAAAACUCACUGUAAUGUAGAUCCUAAUAAACAUUUUCAAUUGGCAGAUUGGCGUAUCAGGCCAUUGCCUGAUGAAUUAAAAAAAUAUGCCAGAGAAGAUACUCACUAUUUGUUAUAUAUUAAAGAUAUUCUUCGAAAUGCAUUAAUCGAUGGAGCUAAUGGACAAACAAAUAUUUUGAAAGCUGUUUAUGAUCAAAGUACAAUUAUUUGUAAGAAAGUUUAUGAGAAACCAAUUUGUGAUGAGCAAAGUUGUAUGAACAUGUAUCGAAAAAGUCAAAAAAUGUUCAAUAAUAGACAGCUUUAUGCUUUAAAAGAAUUGUAUAUGUGGAGAGAUUUAACAGCACGUGAAGAAGAUGACAGUACCAUUUAUGUAUUACCCAAUCAUAUGCUUUUAAAUAUUGCAGAAACAUUACCACGAGAAAUGCAGGGUAUUUUGGCCUGUUGUAAUCCAAUUCCUCCAUUGGUGAGACAAAAUUUAUUAAAAUUGCAUAAGAUUAUUCUUAAAGCUAGAGAACAACCGUUAAUUAAACCAAUAUUAGAACCAGAUACUAGACAAAGACUGACACAAACAAAUAGUACGGGAACGGAUACGUGGAUAUGGUCUCCGCAUGAUAUCCCACAUGGAGAAGAUAUUCAGGCCAAUCUGCCUUGUCUUUUAGAUCAAGAAAGAAUGCCAGAAAAAAUGCCAGAAAGUUCAGAAGUAGAGCAUAGUAUAACUGUUUUUGACAGCCCUCCAAAUUCAGAUGACGAAAGUAGUUCGGUUGCUAAAGAAAGGUUGAAAAAAGCUAGAACAUUAUUUGUAAGUCCUUAUGGAAGGUAUAAGUUAGUGAUACCAAUGGUUGCAGCAGAAGAAGAAGCUGAACAACUGCGAAGAGAAAAAGAAGAACAAGAGAAAUUAGAAGCUUCUAAUAAUGAAAUUAAAAAUGAAGUUAAUGACGAUACUGCGGAACGUGUUGAACGUAUUCAUAAACACUUUUUAGAAGUUACUCAGCAAGAAACAGUUCAAGCUAAUGAUGACGAAUCAGAAUUACGUAAAACUCUUGUACCUUUAGGUAGCAUUCCAGGAGCUAAAAAAAGAAAAAGAGAAAUUUCUCUUAACGAGGAUAACGAAAGUAAUGAUUGUAAUGGUGAUCAACAAAAUGUAUCAAAGAAACAGAAAAAUGUAUCUAAUAUUAAUCCUAAACGUUUUCCAAGACCACUUGAUGCAUUUUCAGGAUCUGAUGUCAGAAGAAAAGUUCAAAAACGUCUUAAUCGAGCGGAGUUGCAACAAAAAGGCAUGUUACCUCGAAAUGAUUUUAAUUAUAAAGAAGUUGACUUUAGCAGCUUUCAAGGUGGUAGUGAGAGUAACCCAACUAAGAUAGUGAUGCUCAAACAAGAAAAGCGCAAAAAUAAAAACAGAAAAAGAGGUGGACGAAAGAAAAAAGAAAAACUUGGAUCUAAAGAUACCAAAAAUAAUCCAUUGAAAGUAAAUUUCUGGGUAUCAUCAAGAAGUAAACCAGAACCAGUUGAAGUUACUUUAGCAAAAGGAUUUGAUAUCAAUGAUAUUCUUUUUAAAGUUGAUCGUAAAACAAUUUUUAUUAUUCACGGAUUCUUAUCCCAUGGUAGACAGCAAUGGGUUAAAGACAUGGAAAGAGCACUUCUGCUGGCUGACGACGUGAAUGUUGUUGCUGUAGAUUGGAGUGCUCAUGGAAAUACGUGGAAUUAUUACAAAGCUGCUGUUAAUGCUAAAUCUGUAGGAAAGCACAUAGCGAAAUUCCUUGCUUAUAUCAUGGAUUUAACACAAGAAUUAAAUCCAGCUGGUCUGGAAUCAAUAAACUGGGGUCCAAUUCAUAUGAUUGGACAUAGUCUUGGUGCCCACAUAUGUGGCAUUGCUGCAAAUAAAUUUGAAAAAAUUUCUAAAUUGUGGAAAAUCACUAGAAUCACUGGAUUAGAUCCUGCUCAACCAUGUUUCAAGAAUACUAAUAUUUCCCUGGAUAUUACUGAUGGGAAAUUUAUUGAUAUUAUUCACACCAAUGCAGAAAUACUACUUAAUUUAGGACUUGGUCUUCCCAAUCCUCUAGGUCAUGUAGAUUUUUAUCCAGAUGGUGGUAAAAUACAGAUUAGUUGUAGUAAACAAUAUGAAAACUAUUUCGAUUACCUUGGCAUUCCGAAAGAUGUGAUAGAUGAAGCUAUUUGUAGCCAUGGGCGUUCUUAUGUGUAUUUUACUGAGUCUAUAAUUGCUUCGGUUGCGAAGAAUGGGACUUUCUGGGGUCAUCCUUGGGACCGAUCAUAUGAAAGUGCAUUGAAAUUGAUCGAUGAACCUUGUGACAGUGAAAAAUGUGUGGAGAUGGGUAUUAAUGCUAAUAAAUACUCCGCUAGAGGUUCUUUUUUCGUUGUUACAUCAAGCUCACUUCCCUAUUAUGGAUUGAGUAAUAGACUAUAUUUAUAUGUAAUUAGUUCAUAUCAUUAUAUUGAUAUUGAAAAGAAUUCCAAUGAAUCAAGUGAUACCAAGAUGAUACUCCGGGUGGUAUUAUUUACGUUGUUUAGUUUGUUUUUAAAUGCGUACAGCAUUAAUCAUGCAGAGGAUUAUCAAACAAGUAUCACUCAUACGAGAAAAGUUACUCGUAGUCCAGGUUCACUUUGGGAAAUUCGCAAUGGAACUAUAAUAUUUAAUACAACUUUACAAUCAAAUAAAAGUCCUGAAGUUGAUUGUUUUGGGCUAGGUUUAAGAGUUGCUCAAGGACUAGAAUGGUUAUUUAGGCCAAGCGAUAAUCAUAAACACAUAUUAGAUGUACGUUUUUUUUUAACAUCUAGAAAUAAACGACAUCGAAAUGAAGUUCUAGUUGGAGAUCAAUUUGGUUUGCAAUGGACUGAUUUUAAAAUUGAACGUAAAACAAUUAUUAUUGUUCACGGUUUUUUAUCACAUGGUAAUCAAGCCUGGGUGAAGGAAAUGGAGUCAGCUUUAUUAUUGGCUGAAGAUGUAAAUGUGGUUAUUGUUGACUGGAGUGAACAUGGAAAUACCUGGAAUUAUUAUAAAGCUGCAGUAAAUGCUAAAUCUGUAGGAAAGCACAUAGCAAAAUUCUUAUCCCACAUAGUCAACGACACGAUUGAGUUGCCUUCAACUGGCUUAAAUGAAAAAAAAUGGGGUCCUAUUCAUAUGGUAGGGCAUAGCCUUGGAGCACACAUAUGUGGUAUUGCAGCAACUGAGUUUAAAAAAUAUUCAACUCCAUGGAAAAUUAACCGAAUCACUGGUCUAGAUCCAGCUCAACCAUGCUUUACUAAUACUGAAAUGUCUUUGGAUAAACAAGAUGCUAAAUUUGUGGACAUUAUUCACACAAAUGCACGAUUAUUAUCCCAACUAGGACUUGGUCUUCCGCAUUCUAUUGGUCACGUAGACUUUUAUCCUAAUGGAGGCAAAAAUCAACUAGGCUGCGUUAAUUCUGAUGGAUCCACAUUUGAUUAUCUCGGAAUACCUGUAAGCUCAAUUAACCAAGCUAUUUGUAGCCAUGGUCAUUCUUAUAUUUAUUUCACCGAGUCUAUAAUAGCUGCAGCAGCACAAAAUGGAACCUUUUGGGGUCAUGUUUGGGAUAAGUCAUACAGACGUGCAUUAUAUGUAAUGGAUGAGACUUGCGACAGCAAUAAAUGUGUAGAGAUGGGUAUCAACUCUAUUAACUAUGCCCUCCGCGGUUCCUUCUUUGUUGUUACAUCACGCUCGAGGCCUUUUUACGUUGUAAAUGAAGAAGAUUUAGCAGAUUUGAGAAGACAACUACGUGUUGAUUUUAAGGAUGAAAUUUUCGAUUGAUUUUAUAUUGAAAAAUUUAUAACUAAUAAAAUCAGUAAACA